AUGCACGAAACAAUCACGCAGUAUGGACGCCGUCGAAUGAUGACGAUCUCAUGGGAUAUAACCCAGGAAGAGUUGAAGUGCUGCGGAGUGGACAGUUUUGCUGAUUGGCGUAAUCGCAUACCGGAUUCAUGCUGCUUGGAGGAUCACGAUGGUCGAAAGCGACCUUGUCAGGAGCUUCAAACAUCUGUAACUAUUUUCAGAAGUGGAUGUUUCAAUGCUGUCUCUAAAGAGCUUCUACGGAAUGCCAGCAUUUUGGGUGGGGCAGGAUUGGGACUGGCAUUCGUGAUGAUUCCGGGCAUCGUGCUGGCUUACUAUAUGCUAACUACCCUCUGA
Malaya genurostris is the source of this 333-nucleotide messenger RNA. RefSeq names its product tetraspanin-9-like. Bases 1 to 333 code for a protein of 110 amino acids. The record is from RefSeq and is a predicted model, not a curated record. The transcript has a single exon. Lineage: Eukaryota; Metazoa; Arthropoda; Insecta; Diptera; Culicidae. Gene Ontology annotation, cellular component: membrane.